Humulus lupulus (European hop) is the source of this 3295-nucleotide messenger RNA. RefSeq lists its product as uncharacterized. The transcript is spliced from 7 exons. Bases 121 to 3006 code for a protein of 961 amino acids. Gene Ontology annotation, molecular function: protein binding. NCBI's taxonomy places the organism in Eukaryota, Viridiplantae, Streptophyta, Magnoliopsida, Rosales, Cannabaceae. The record is from RefSeq and is a predicted model, not a curated record.
CUCCCUCCAAAAAGCUAAGACCGUUUAUAACUAACUAACUAACUAACAAACUAACCUCUCUUUCUCUCUCUAAAAUUCAUAUCAUUCACCAAAAAUCAUUUCUUUUCGCUCCUUUCUUCCAUGUCUGCUCCGCCGUCUCAGCCACCGACCCAAUGCCCCACCAUGGAACGGCUCAGGACCUUGACCAUGAACUGGGACGCUCUCAAAGACGACGAUGACGACGACCGCUUCUUCGAGUCCUUCGACCGAAUCUCCUCCGCCCUCGCACUCGACCUCGACCUCUCUUCUUCCGAUGAUGAUGGUUUCGACGACUGCCGCAUGUCCUUCGCCUCCUCCGUCUCCACCGCUCGCUCCACCGAUUUCCUACGCAACUUCUCCGAUCCUGAUACUCCUUCCUCCGCCGUGGUCUCUGUUGCAGCCGCUGCCGACUACGAUGUGUGGAUGGCUGCUCCCGGUUCCAUCAAGGAGCGUCGUAAGCGGUUGCUUCAGGGAAUGGGGUUGACUUCCGAGAAGGAUCUCUUGAGGGUUAGCAGCAUCGUCGCGGUUAAACCGGAUUACAAUGCUGCAGCCUCCGAUGUUGAUCCUAAACAAGAGCCUUCGCCUUCGGCUUCCUCUUCUCCGUCUUCGCCGUCUCCUCAAUUUCCCGAUUUGCUUGUUCGGUCUCGUUCGGAUGGAGAUAUUGAGUCUUUUUCCCUCGAGAAACAACGGCAACACGAUAUGAUCGGAACGAAUUCGAAACAAAGGCUCACUAGAACUUACUCAGCCAUUUUGGCUCCAAGGGCUCGUAUAUGCCCUUACGCCGAUGCGAUCCGAGUUUCUUCGAGGGAUCAUCAAAGCACCAUCGUCGGGCGUUCGAUCAGGCACAGACACGGUGGUGCUCUGUCUUCGAUGGUGUCCACUAGCCGAUUUGGGGCCUUCUUCCUUAUCAAGAAUUUAGAUACAGGGACAGAGUUCAUCGUCAACGAGUACGGUGAAGACGGGAUGUGGAACAGGCUUAGCGACCUUCAAACAGGGAAGCAACUCACGAUGGAAGAGUUCGAGAAGUGCGUUGGUUAUUCCCCCGUCGUUAAAGAGUUAAUGCGUCGCGAAAACGUUGGUGGUAGAGAUGGCGGGAGCCAGAGGAAAUCGGGUAUUUCCAAUUCUUACAUCUCGAGAAGCUUGAGGAUGAGCAAGAGAAGGGGUGUUGCCCUGCUCAAAAAUGGCAUAAAGGGUGUUGCUUCUUCUAUGAGCGGGUUCAUUUGUGAAAAAGAAAGGGAGGCUCUGCCACCACCACCUCCUGCUCCUGCGGCUGAGCAUAAUAAACCUGCAAAGAACUCUAACAGUGCGAGCUCUGAUUGGAUAAAAGUCCGGCAGACAGGAAAAUCUUACAAGGAGCUAUCGGCUUUGCAUUGUUGUCAAGAGAUUCAAGCCCAUGAAGGCUCAAUUUGGUGUAUCAAGUUCAGUAUGGAUGCUCGUUAUCUAGCGAGUGCAGGGGAAGAUAGGGUAGUUCGAGUGUGGGAAGUGCAGGAGUGUGGGGUGAUGUCAUCGAGAGAGGAAGGGAACGGUACGACACCGCUUCAUCCCUCCAUUUGUAACUCCCCGGAGAGGCCACAAUCUCUUGCUGAUGCUCCGUUGAUGCCAUCGGAGAGAAGGAAGAAAGGGAAAGGGUCAUCUAGUAGAAGAGGUGGCACUAGUACUAUUCCUGACUAUGUUCACGUGCCUGAAACUGUGUUUGCUCUCUCAGACAAACCAUUCUGCUGUCUCAAUGGCCAUUUGGAUGAUGUUCUGGAUUUGUCUUGGUCACGAGAUCAGUUGCUUCUUUCAUCAUCCAUGGACAAAACUGUUAGACUAUGGGAUUUAGAAAGCAAGAGCUGUUUGAAAAUGUUUGCCCACAACGAUUAUGUAACUUGCAUACAGUUUAAUCCGAUAAACGAUGACUACUUCAUCAGUGGCUCACUUGAUGCCAAGGUUAGGAUUUGGAACAUACCCGAUAGACAAGUUGUUGAUUGGACUGAUCUUCAUGAGAUGGUUACUGCAGCUUGCUACACCCCUGAUGGCCAGGGUGCUUUCAUUGGUUCACACAAAGGUAGCUGUCGCAUGUACAGUACAGAAGAUUGCAAAUUGAGUCAAACAAGUCAAGUUGAUUUCCAAUCCAAGAAGAAAUCUCAGGCCAAAAAGAUAACUGGUUUUCAGUUUUCUCCCACAAAUCCAUGUGAAUUGCUUGUCACCUCUGCUGAUUCUCGGGUACGAAUAUUGGAUGGAGCAACCCCAGUUCACAAGUUCAAAGGGUUUCGAAAUACAAGUAGCCAAAUAACAGCAGCAUUCACUGAGAAUGGGAAAUAUGUCGUAUCUGCAAGUGAAGACUCUCAAGUGUAUGUAUGGAAGCGUGAAGAGGCUAGGCAGCCAGUCUCAGGAAGAAGACCCAUCAUUAACACGAAAUCAUACGAACACUUCCAAUGCAGAGACGUUUCAGUGGCCUGUCCAUGGCCCGGUACUAUCAAAGGCGAACCUCCUUUGGUACCAGUACACCAUUCAAAGCGUCACUCCAAACGCUACUCAUCCUUGCAGACACCUUCUGCUCCGGAAUCACCCACCCGAGAUGAAGUCUCUGCCGCUGCACCACCAACGACAACAAAUAGCAAGCGACAUUUACCACCAUUGCCCAAGAAAGGUACUACCAGUGCCUCCCCGACGUUGGAGAACUAUCAGCCAGAAGAGGAGCUUGGUCAAGUUUCUCAAACAGAAUGCGGCUGUGUUGGAGAGUCCUUCAGUUCCGAUGCAGAGACAAUAAGAUAUGGCGACUCACCAUCUAUAUCGGCAUCAGGUGCAACACCAUCAUCUUCAUGGUCUUCAUCUUGGCCUUGGUUCGAUAUUGGUGGUAGCCAUGGAAGUCAGAGCAUCCAAGCAACCGCAUGGGGGAUGGUUAUCGUGACAGCAGGGCUAGGUGGUGAAAUCAAAGCUUAUCAGAAUUUUGGGUUGCCUCGGAAAGUUGGUCGGCAAACCAGUCUUUUUGGAAGCCAGGCAUAGUGAUUAGCUUGUGGAACAAGUUCUAGGAUUAUACACAACACAAUACACUCUUGUUUUUUGCCAAAAACAAUUGUAGAGCUAGAUGUUCAAUUAAAAUUAUAUAAAUGUAAAUCAGCAUUUCAGUUCAAUAUAUAUUUUUUUAAUUCUAAUGAGAAGAAAGCAGAGACUAAAACAUUGGAGUUAUGUCCUAUGACCACAGCUCAAGAAACUAAAAAGUAAAAACCAAAUACCCUUCUCCUGACCUGAACUUGGCUAAGUUGUGCAAAUAAAUUUCUUCUUACUUCUGUUC